AUGCUAAAAUACUUGACACUAAUCUUAGCAGUGAUUGCCGUUCUAGGGAAAGCCGACGAAUUUAAAUUCGAUCCGUAUAUAGAUAUACCCUUUAAAACAGUGAAAACUUCGGCAGAACGCAUUGAAUCGCAUGGCUACCCAGCUGAAACACAUUCCGUAGAAACUCCUGAUGGCUAUGUGUUGAAUCUGUUUCGCAUACCCUACUCCUCCAAGCUGAACAAUGGUGAUUCGCAUCGUCCGGUGGUGUUCAUCAUGCACGGAUUGUUCAGUUGCUCGGAUUGUUUCCUGCUCAAUGGGCCGGACAAUGCUCUGGCCUACAACUAUGCCGAUGCCGGCUUUGAUGUUUGGCUAGGAAAUGCCCGCGGCAAUCUCUAUUCUCGGAAUAACACGAAAAUUAAUAUAAAACAUCCAUAUUUCUGGAGAUUCAGUUGGCAUGAAAUUGGCGCCAUCGAUCUGCCCACAAUGAUUGAUUAUAUACUGAAUAUCACCGAUGAGAAAUCCCUCCAUUAUGUGGGUCACUCCCAAGGCUGCACCUCAUUCUUUGUCAUGGGCUCCUAUCGUCCGGAAUAUAAUGAGAAAAUUAAAACCGCUCAUUUGUUGGCUCCUCCAGUAUUCAUGGGCAAUACCACCGAAGAACUAAUUGUGGGCACUGCCUCCGUUUUCGGUACUCCUGGUCUGGGCUCAUCUCUGCUCCAAAAUCAGGUUCUCUUGCCCCAGAAUCAGUUCAUUCAACGAUUACUCGACACCACAUGCAGUAAGCAACCGAUCAUGUUGAGCUAUUGCAAAACUUUGGGCAUACUUUGGAAUGGACCCGAUAUCGGUAAUCUCAAUCAGACGCUUCUUCCUCAAAUAGCAGAGACCCAUCCAGCUGGAGUAUCUUCCAAUCAGGCAAUACAUUAUAUACAAUCGUAUGUGUCAAACGAUUUCCGUUUAUACGAUUGGGGUACCAAAAAGAAUUUGGAAUAUUAUAAUGCCGAAGUGCCGCCAUCGUAUGACUUGACAAAAAUCACAAGUGAAGUUUAUUUGUAUUAUGGACUAUCCGAUGGUUCGGCUAACAAAAUGGAUAUAUCACGUCUGCCGGAACUAUUGCCAAAUUUGGCAUUAUUGCACGAGGUUCCCGAUCCCACAUGGGGGCACUUGGACUUUUUGUUUGCCGUGCAGGUGAAGCAGGUUAUCAAUGAUUUGGUGGUGGACUAUAGCAUGGCCUACGAGGCGGAUAGAAAUAAAAAGUAAUAAUGAUUAA
Messenger RNA from Drosophila willistoni, 1243 nucleotides. Its product is annotated as lipase 3. Bases 1 to 1233 code for a protein of 410 amino acids. Gene Ontology annotation, molecular function: hydrolase activity, acting on ester bonds. The record is from RefSeq and is a predicted model, not a curated record. The transcript is spliced from 3 exons. Gene Ontology annotation, biological process: lipid metabolic process. NCBI's taxonomy places the organism in Eukaryota, Metazoa, Arthropoda, Insecta, Diptera, Drosophilidae.